AUGGUGCCUCGCGGGUGCACGGUGCUCUACGUACCUUAUCGUAAUCAAGCUCUGAUUAGGACGACCUAUCCAACUGGUGAAGGCUAUCAACCAGUUGAGCACCGCGUGAAGAUGUCCGAAAGGAACUAUUUUGUCAGUUUGUUUGAAAAGGUAUCUACGGUAGACACUACUCCGUAUAUAUGCGUGACAGAAGCGCUCAAGUUUAGAACCCAAGUUUGCGGCGGGGAGGAGAACGUGCGCAACUAUAGCGUGAACUUAGCAAAAGAAGGCGGCGAGUUGAUGGCAGCAGUCAUGGGAACGGAAGUCCUCGAGAACCGAGCGGGGACACUUCGAGAUUGCUUCUUUACUAAUGUGAGACUACCCUUAGACGUAGUAGCAGGAGAGUCGCAAGAGAAUCAGACGGGUAAGGUUCUAGCUCGAGACGCGCAGGCAGUAGCUGAUUGGAUUACGAAAACGACUGUUGAAGAGUAUGAGACCUUCAUAGCGACGAGAUACUACGCCGGCGCGUUUUGGGUUAGGAUUUCUAGUCAGAUUUACCUUGACCGCACGGAUUUCGAAUGGGCUGCUAAUGUCUUGCUUGAACUUUGCGGCCGUGUGAGAAAAGGCAUACGGCCGUCGAAAGAGAGUAAUAUGCUUGUCGCCUAA
Molecule: messenger RNA, 645 nt
Organism: Daldinia childiae
Lineage: Eukaryota; Fungi; Ascomycota; Sordariomycetes; Xylariales; Hypoxylaceae
Exons: 1
Coding region: 1-645 (214 amino acids)
Source: RefSeq, a predicted model, not a curated record